Messenger RNA from Dipodomys spectabilis (banner-tailed kangaroo rat), 7865 nucleotides. It is a transcript of the gene Col5a1, whose product is annotated as collagen type V alpha 1 chain. The transcript has 66 exons. The coding region runs from base 126 to 5660 and encodes 1844 amino acids. NCBI's taxonomy places the organism in Eukaryota, Metazoa, Chordata, Mammalia, Rodentia, Heteromyidae. Gene Ontology annotation, molecular function: extracellular matrix structural constituent. The record is from RefSeq and is a predicted model, not a curated record.
CGGGCGGGCCGCCGAGCUCUCUAUGAGUUCGUAAAGUUGUGCGGUCCUCGCUGCGUCCGCCGCCCGGCCGUGCCCCGCGCCCCCCGUGCGUCCCGCGCGCCCCCAGCCCGCGCCCCGCCGCCAGCAUGGACGUCCACACCCGCUGGAAAGCGCGCAGCCCCGGCGCCCCGCCGCUGCCCCCGCCGCCGCUGCUGCUGCUCCUGCUGCUGCUGUGGGCGCCGCCUCCGAGCCGCGCAGCUCAGCCAGCAGAUCUCCUGAAGGUUCUAGAUUUUCACAACUUGCCCGAUGGCAUCACGAAGACCACAGGCUUCUGCGCCUCACGACGCUCUGCCAAAGGCCCGGACGUCGCCUACCGAGUGACCAAGGAGGCCCAGCUCAGCGCGCCCACCAAGCAGCUGUACCCGGCAUCUGCAUUUCCUGAGGACUUCUCUAUCCUGACCACUGUGAAAGCCAAGAAAGGCAGCCAGGCCUUCCUGGUCUCCAUCUACAAUGAGCAGGGUAUCCAGCAGGUUGGCCUGGAGAUGGGCCGUUCCCCAGUCUUCCUCUAUGAGGACCACAUGGGAAAGCCUGGACCUGAAGAUUACCCCCUCUUCCGGGGUAUCAACCUGUCAGAUGGCAAGUGGCACAGAAUUGCUCUCAGCGUUCACAAGAAGAACGUCACCUUGAUCCUUGACUGUAAGAAGAAGAUCACCAAGUUCCUGGACCGCAGCGACCACCCCAUGGUCGAUGUCAACGGAAUCAUUGUGUUCGGCACCCGCAUCCUGGAUGAGGAGGUGUUUGAGGGUGACAUCCAGCAGCUGCUGUUCGUCUCCGACCACCGGGCUGCUUACGACUACUGCGAGCACUACAGCCCUGACUGCGACACUGCUGUCCCCGACACCCCUCAGUCUCAGGACCCCAACCCAGAUGACUACUACCCAGAAGGAGAGGGUGAAGGCGGCGAGGCGUACUACUACGAAUACCCCUACUAUGAAGACCCUGAAGACCCGGGGAAGGAGCUCACGCCCACCAAGAAGCCAGUGGAAGCCGCGAGGGAGACUACGGAGAUUCCCGAGGAGCUGACCCAGCCCCCCACGGAAGCCCCGACUGUGCCCGAGAUGAGCAACAGGGCUGGGAAGGAAGAAGACCCCGGCAUCGGGGAUUAUGACUACGUGCCCAUCGACGACUACUACACCCCUUCCCCAUAUGAGGACCUCAACUACGGCGAGGGCAUGGAGAACCCUGAGGGGCCCCUCGACCCUGACGCAGGGCCCGAGGUCCCCACCAGCACCACCGUCGCCUCCAAUGGCUCCAACCCAGCCCCACCUCCUGGGGAAGGGAAGGAUGAUCAGGAGGGCGAAUUUACCGAGGAAACCAUCAAGAAUCUAGAUGAGAACUACUACGACCCUUACUAUGACCCUGACCAUGACUCCAGCACCAACCCAUCAGAGAUCGGGCCGGGCAUGCCAGCGAACCAGGACACCAUCUUCGAAGGGAUUGGAGGACCACGAGGUGAGAAAGGCCAAAAGGGAGAACCGGCAAUCAUCGAGCCAGGCAUGCUCAUCGAGGGGCCCCCCGGCCCGGAAGGCCCUGCUGGCCUUCCGGGACCUCCAGGAACCACAGGUCCCACUGGCCAAGUGGGUGACCCAGGAGAAAGGGGUCCCCCAGGACGUCCGGGUCUUCCCGGGGCUGACGGCCUGCCUGGCCCUCCUGGGACCAUGCUCAUGCUGCCGUUCCGGUUUGGAGGAGGUGGCGAUGCGGGCUCCAAGGGCCCCAUGGUUUCUGCUCAGGAGUCACAGGCCCAGGCCAUCCUCCAGCAGGCCAGGUUGGCGCUGAGAGGACCAGCCGGCCCGAUGGGGCUCACAGGGAGACCCGGCCCCAUGGGUCCUCCUGGGAGUGGAGGUUUGAAGGGCGAGCCCGGAGACAUGGGGCCUCAGGGUCCCCGAGGUGUGCAAGGUCCGCCUGGCCCAACAGGGAAGCCCGGAAGACGGGGUCGUGCUGGGAGUGACGGAGCCAGAGGCAUGCCUGGACAGACGGGUCCCAAGGGUGACCGUGGCUUUGACGGCCUGGCGGGGUUGCCAGGAGAAAAGGGCCACAGGGGUGACCCUGGCCCCUCCGGUCCUCCAGGACCUCCGGGAGAUGAUGGAGAAAGGGGUGAUGAUGGAGAAGUCGGGCCCAGGGGCCUGCCUGGGGAGCCGGGGCCACGAGGUCUGCUUGGGCCAAAGGGGCCCCCGGGGCCACCUGGACCUCCAGGAGUGACGGGAAUGGAUGGCCAACCAGGUCCCAAAGGAAACGUGGGUCCCCAGGGUGAGCCCGGCCCCCCAGGACAGCAGGGUAAUCCUGGUGCCCAGGGUUUGCCAGGGCCCCAGGGUGCCAUCGGUCCUCCAGGAGAAAAGGGUCCUUUGGGCAAACCAGGCCUCCCAGGCAUGCCCGGUGCCGACGGACCUCCGGGGCACCCUGGCAAAGAAGGCCCUCCAGGAGAGAAAGGAGGACAGGGUCCUCCUGGCCCUCAGGGCCCCAUAGGCUAUCCAGGCCCUCGUGGAGUCAAGGGAGCAGAUGGCAUCCGAGGUCUGAAGGGCACCAAGGGCGAGAAGGGUGAAGAUGGCUUCCCUGGGUUCAAAGGCGACAUGGGCAUCAAGGGUGACCGAGGCGAGAUCGGCCCACCUGGUCCCAGGGGAGAAGAUGGCCCUGAAGGCCCCAAGGGCCGUGGAGGUCCCAAUGGUGAUCCUGGUCCCUUGGGGCCCACCGGGGAAAAGGGCAAGCUUGGAGUCCCAGGAUUACCCGGAUACCCAGGAAGACAGGGGCCAAAGGGCUCUAUUGGAUUCCCUGGAUUUCCUGGUGCCAACGGAGAGAAGGGCGGCCGGGGGACACCGGGAAAGCCUGGACCACGGGGACAGCGAGGCCCGACGGGUCCAAGGGGUGAAAGAGGCCCACGAGGCAUUACAGGGAAGCCUGGCCCCAAGGGCAACUCUGGAGGCGAUGGCCCGGCCGGACCUCCCGGGGAGCGGGGACCCAGCGGACCCCAAGGCCCCACAGGUUUCCCUGGCCCUAAAGGCCCCCCGGGCCCUCCCGGCAAGGAUGGGCUCCCCGGACACCCUGGACAGAGAGGCGAGACGGGUUUCCAAGGCAAGACGGGCCCACCGGGUCCUCCAGGCGUGGUUGGCCCUCAGGGUCCCACGGGAGAAACAGGUCCGAUGGGCGAGCGUGGCCAUCCGGGACCUCCAGGUCCCCCUGGUGAACAGGGUCUCCCUGGCGUUGCUGGGAAAGAAGGGACAAAGGGUGACCCAGGCCCCGCCGGCCUCCCCGGGAAAGAUGGCCCUCCAGGAUUGCGUGGCUUCCCUGGGGACCGAGGGCUCCCUGGUCCUGUGGGAGCUCUGGGACUGAAAGGCAGCGAAGGCCCCCCGGGACCCCCAGGCCCUGCGGGAUCUCCCGGGGAGAGGGGUCCGGCCGGUGCGGCUGGCCCCAUCGGAAUUCCAGGAAGACCCGGACCCCAGGGACCACCAGGGCCUGCUGGAGAGAAAGGAGCUCCUGGCGAGAAAGGCCCACAAGGCCCGGCUGGUCGCGAUGGCCUCCAGGGUCCCGUGGGGCUUCCUGGUCCGGCUGGCCCUGUGGGUCCCCCUGGAGAGGACGGGGACAAGGGAGAGAUCGGGGAGCCGGGGCAGAAAGGAAGCAAAGGGGACAAGGGUGAGCAGGGUCCCCCCGGGCCUACAGGUCCUCAAGGCCCCAUUGGACAGCCAGGCCCCUCGGGAGCCGACGGCGAGCCCGGCCCGCGAGGCCAGCAAGGCCUCUUUGGGCAGAAGGGAGAUGAAGGUUCCAGAGGCUUCCCCGGGCCACCAGGACCGGUGGGGCUACAGGGCUUGCCCGGGCCUCCAGGAGAAAAGGGUGAGACAGGAGACGUGGGCCAGAUGGGCCCUCCUGGUCCCCCUGGCCCCCGAGGACCGUCCGGAGCCCCAGGUGCUGAUGGGCCUCAGGGUCCUCCUGGCGGCGUGGGAAAUCCUGGAGCAGUGGGAGAAAAGGGGGAGCCCGGUGAAGGUGGAGAGCCUGGUCUUCCAGGGGAAGGAGGCCCCCCGGGACCCAAAGGAGAAAGGGGGGAGAAGGGCGAGGCCGGCCCCUCUGGUGCUGCUGGACCCCCUGGGCCCAAAGGGCCCCCCGGAGACGACGGCCCCAAAGGCAGCCCUGGCCCGGUGGGUUUUCCUGGAGACCCUGGCCCCCCUGGGGAGCCUGGCCCUGCGGGUCAGGAUGGUCCCCCUGGUGACAAAGGAGACGAUGGUGAGCCCGGACAGACGGGAUCUCCGGGCCCGACUGGCGAGCCUGGUCCCUCAGGGCCUCCAGGAAAGCGGGGUCCCCCAGGCCCCGCAGGCCCUGAAGGCAGACAGGGAGAGAAAGGGGCCAAGGGAGAAGCGGGCUUGGAAGGCCCUCCUGGGAAGACAGGUCCCAUCGGCCCCCAGGGGGCUCCUGGGAAGCCCGGGCCUGACGGCCUGCGAGGGAUCCCUGGCCCUGUGGGUGAACAAGGUCUCCCAGGAUCCCCAGGCCCAGAUGGUCCGCCUGGCCCCAUGGGUCCCCCAGGACUCCCUGGCCUCAAAGGAGAUUCUGGUCCCAAAGGUGAAAAGGGUCAUCCAGGCUUGAUUGGACUCAUCGGACCUCCAGGCGAGCAGGGUGAAAAGGGCGACCGCGGUCUCCCCGGCCCCCAAGGUUCAUCUGGGCCCAAGGGAGAGCAGGGUAUCACUGGUCCUUCUGGCCCACUUGGCCCCCCAGGGCCCCCUGGUUUGCCGGGCCCACCAGGUCCAAAAGGUGCUAAAGGCUCUUCGGGUCCGACCGGCCCGAAGGGAGAGACAGGCCACCCCGGGCUCCCUGGUCCUCCCGGCCCACCGGGCGAAGUCAUCCAGCCGCUGCCCAUGCAGGCCUCCAGGACUCGGCGGAACAUCGACGCCAGCCAGCUGCUGGAUGAUGGGGCUGGGGAGAAUUACAUGGACUACGCGGACGGCAUGGAGGAGAUCUUCGGCUCGCUCAACUCUCUGAAGCUGGAGAUUGAGCAGAUGAAGCGGCCGCUGGGCACCCAGCAGAACCCCGCCCGCACCUGCAAAGACCUGCAGCUCUGCCACCCCGACUUCCCGGACGGUGAAUACUGGGUCGAUCCCAACCAAGGGUGCUCCAGGGACUCCUUCAAAGUCUACUGCAACUUCACCGCCGGAGGGGCCACGUGUGUCUUCCCUGACAAGAAGUCGGAGGGGGCCCGGAUCACUUCUUGGCCCAAAGAGAACCCGGGUUCCUGGUUCAGUGAAUUCAAGCGCGGGAAACUGCUUUCCUACGUGGAUGCGGAGGGCAACCCCGUGGGCGUGGUGCAGAUGACAUUCCUGCGGCUGCUGAGCGCCUCCGCCCAGCAGAAUGUCACCUACAACUGCUACCAGUCGGUGGCCUGGCAGGACGCAGCCACGGGCACUUAUGACAAGGCCAUCCGCUUCCUGGGCUCCAACGACGAGGAGAUGUCCUAUGACAACAACCCCUACAUCCGUGCCCUGGUGGACGGCUGCUCCACCAAGAAAGGCUAUCAGAAGACGGUUCUGGAGAUCGACACGCCCAAGGUGGAGCAAGUGCCCAUCGUGGACAUCAUGUUCAACGACUUUGGUGAAGCGUCUCAGAAAUUUGGAUUUGAAGUGGGGCCGGCUUGCUUCCUGGGCUAGGAGCCGCCGCACCCCGGUCUCCCCAGCAACCUUGUGACCUCAGCACGCCGCUUAUGAGUGUCCCGCGCACGGCCAUCCCAGGCAGCCACAGCCUGACCCUGCGCCCAGAGGCACCGCGCAGCGCUGGACCCCACGCCCAGAGAGCAGAGGGGAAGAGCCGCGUCCCCCCCAGCCGAAUCACAUGACCUAGCCACAGCACAGCCUCUUGGUGACGCCCCACAACCCAUCAAUCUGUCUACACCCCAUGCCACCAGGAAGGGAGCGGGCCCCACACCCUCUCUGCCUCCCCCAGCCAGCACCAUUGACCACUGACCGACGGUGUGCACGGACCCUUUGCAGGGGGCAGGGGUGGGGCUGCGGUAUUUGAAUAUCCCUUUUAUAAAAAUCCAACUUGAAGAUGUGCAUUUCCCCUGACCUUCAAGAGAUGUUCCGAGGCAGGCUGGUAAAGGUCGCCCGAGCCUCUGAUCUAACAACCCUCAACACAAUCCAUUUCGAGGCCAAAUGUCAUUCUGCGUGUGCCUUUCCGAUGGAUUAAAGGUGCUUAUGUUUUGUGUGUGUGUGUGUGUAUGUGCGUGUGAGUUUUAAGUAAAUAUUUGUAUUGUAUUGUUAUAAAUGUUAAGUGUGCCUGACUUUCGAUCAUCCCGCGUGGAAACCCCGCUGCAGGCCCACUGGGAGGAUGGACGGGUGGGGACGAGGCGGGGUCUGAACGUCUCCCCACGAGGCCCAUCAGGAACGUGCAAUAAAUUGGAAAUUUGCCUGGAUCAGCAAGAAGCCAGGCUGCCUCUGAAAGGUGCCAGGCUGCCUCUGAAAGGUGCCAGGGCCCCUCUGCCCAGUCUCUCUUUUUCAUCAGCUUUGGAUACUCUUUUUUUUUUUUAGGGGAGGAAAAAGAAUUUGGUACUCUGCUUGCCUUACAUGCACUUAGAUUAAAACACAGCUUAAUUGAAAGCUGCUGACUGCUUCCUUUUUGAGCUUCUUGUUCAGCCUGAUAGAGCGUGGCCAGGCAGGGAAACCACCUUCCAUGGGUGAUCAUUAUGACCAUUGGUGCUGAUGUUUUUUUACCCUCCUCUUCUCUUGUGGUGCUAUGUGUUCUUCAGCCUCCUGGAAGGCAACACUGGGGUACCGCGCUUCCUCCCGUCCUCUUCCAUUAUCCCGGUCAUUGGUCCAUAAUCCCAUUGUUGUCAAAGACCUUAAAAUUAGUGCCUGCUACCUUCUUCCCCGAGGCUUGUCCCACACACUCACUGGUGGUGAGUCCCUCCGGAGGCCUGUCACCAGCACUACGCUGUGCCUACUUGAUUGGAAAACACACACGCAACACGAAGACUUCCUUCCUCAGACAGACGCGGUGUACGGCGGCGGGUCGUGUCAGUUGCCAGAAUGGCUGUGGUGCUAACGUUUUCUGUUUGUUCCAAGGACCGAAUCAAAGCUCGCUGCGCCCUCCCACCCAAGCUGCCUUGCACGGGGCCGGGCAGACGAAAAAUGUGCAAUGAGCUUGGCGUCUCCGGGGCUGGCACAGCACCUCGGGUCCCUGGAAGCAGUGUGGGUUUCACAUGUAGGUAUCUUGGGCGUGGGCUCCUGGGGCUCUGGCCCGGUUCCCGCUGGGGGUUAUUCCUUCCCUCGCUCUUCUGGACAAGGGGGGCGAGGGCUGCGUUCUCUGUGGGGAGGCCGCCCCUGGCCAGCAAGGAGGACAGCCCUUUACUGUGAACAUUGUUCUGCGGUGCCCCCUGUCUCCACCGUGGGGGAGGCUCAGGCCUUGGAAGUGAGCCGUGGCCCUCUGGUGCUCCCCCCAACCCCAGCUGUGGUUGUUCUGCGGGAAGUCAGCACAGCACCCGGGAGUGGCAGAAUGCCACCAAUGCCGGUGCCCAAAGACCCUGGCAAACAAGCCCCAUUCUUGCCAAAGAAAAGUCUGGCUUGGAGAUUGUCCCUAGGCCAGGAUGCCAACACACGUCCGGGACCGCCGAGCUUGCCACUGCACAGAAGACCACUCUGGAAGGUAGCCAUGGGAUGCCUGUGGACUCUGUCUAGGUCAUGUGAUUCUGUUUCAACCUCUCACCCCAUGCAAUUUGUCCUCUCACUCGUCAUUGACUUUUUUUCUGUUGGUCCCCUCCAAGUUGUUGUAAUUUGUACGGAAGUCCAAAAUAUGUCCUGUCCUCCUCAGACCACUUUAGCUACAAUAUAUUGCAAUAAAAUUACUUCUUAUAUUUGCAG